Messenger RNA from Syngnathus typhle (broad-nosed pipefish), 8382 nucleotides. RefSeq names its product K(lysine) acetyltransferase 6B (gene kat6b). The transcript is spliced from 17 exons. NCBI's taxonomy places the organism in Eukaryota, Metazoa, Chordata, Actinopteri, Syngnathiformes, Syngnathidae. The coding region runs from base 1204 to 7356 and encodes 2050 amino acids. Gene Ontology annotation, biological process: regulation of DNA-templated transcription; nucleosome assembly. Gene Ontology annotation, molecular function: DNA binding; histone acetyltransferase activity. The record is from RefSeq and is a predicted model, not a curated record. Gene Ontology annotation, cellular component: nucleosome; MOZ/MORF histone acetyltransferase complex.
GACGGUGCGUGCGUGCAUUGCGCAACAUGCGCCGUGCGGGACGUUUCAUGUCAUCGCCGAAAGAUCGGAGAACCCCACAGGCCGUGCGUUUUUGAAACCGCUUAAUGGGGCGUUUAUGGGGAAUUGUCGAGGGAAUUAACGGCGGGGAAAGAAUAAAAAGGGAAGGUGGAGGUGCUGCCGCUGGUGCUGGCGGUAGUCGCCUCCACGACAAGCCUUCACGCGUUUUUAUUUGAACCCGAUCGUCCCUGCGGAGUCGUUAAACGCGCCUCCUAGGAUCGCUUUCCCACUUUUUUUUAUCGGCGUUUACGCCAUGCAAGAUCCCUGUAAUGCAUCAUUUAAGAGCGUAAAAAAUGAACGAGCCACUUUGAAGCGUUUCAAGGAGGAAUGCGUCGUUAAGGUGGAACGGCGUCGUGAUGUUAUUUGAUGAACAUAUUCGCCUCGCGAGGUCGUAACAUGGGGUCAAAUGGCAAUGGUUCCCCUCGGUGUCCUCGCAAGAGGGAAUUUAUUAAAACAGAUACGUGAAUAAAAGCGUUUUUCCGGCUUUUUAAGCAAAGCGGUGCUCAGCCACCUUAAGAGGGCGGGUCGAGCGCCCGUCAAGUGACAGCUCGGCUAGCCAAUGGCACCGGCCGACUUGUGAAAAUUGACAGGCGCCUUAUCAAACCACCCAUCGGAUGUGCUCCGUUCCCGGCCAAUAAAGAAGUUGUUAGGGGAGGGCACAUUAGUGUCGGAGAGCUUUAAUGAGACUCCAUUGGAUUGUAAUCAGCGUCAUGUCGGAUUCGCCGUAAACUACAACAGUGGAACAAAAUGGCGACUGUUUAGGUGACGACUCUUUUUAAGCCUGGCAUUUUAUGCAGCGGAGUCGCUGCGUGUUUUUGUUCUUUUUUUAAUGUUAUUGUCCACAUCGGACUCAUUUGGAGCGCAAGGCUAGUUCCAAGUGCACAUUACCACCGUUUUUUAUUUUCCUGGCAGAUUUUGGGACAUCAUCAAGGCUGGUUGUGGAAUUUAUCACUGACUGUUUUUCCCCUCCAUCGUCGGUCCUCUUAACAAUACGGAUUUGACAAGCCAAUUUGGACGGCGCUGUGGAACAUAUCUUUUUUUUUUUUUUUUUUUGACCUCGCCAAAGGAUGUGGAUGUACCCGUUGGCGCUUGGCAGCAGGCGGGAUUCCGCAUGGAUAACGUUUUUGUGAGUCUCCCGGUCCAACCAUGGUGAAACUCGCCAACCCUCUGUUCACGGAGUGGAUUCUGGAGGCCAUACAGAAAAUCAAGAGGCAGAAGCAGCGGCCCUCGGAGGAGAGGAUUUCCCACGCGGUGGGGACAUUGCACGGACUGGACCGCAAGACGGUCCUGGAGCAGUUGGAAUUAAGCGUGCGCGAUGGCUCUAUUCUCAAGGUUACCAACAAGGGGAGCGCCUCGUACAAGGACCCGGCGAGUACCGGGUCCAUCCCGCCUCCCGCCUCGCCCGUCCCGUCAAAGGAAUCUAUAUGGAGUUCUGGCGAACUCCGCCACCUGGAUUGGAAUAAGAUCUUGCGCAGGGCCAUCGAGGGCUUGGACAACACGCACGGCUCCUCGCUCAAGAACAUCGAGAGGUACCUGAGGAACCAGGAGGACCUCGCCGAGGCGGCCGACAACCCGGCCUUCCGUCAGCGCUUGCGGCUGGCGGCCAAGCGCUCGGUCAACAGCGGCAGGCUGUUCAAAGACGGCCCGCGGUACCAGCUCGGAGGGACCCCCAGGUGUCCCGUGGCCAGGCCUUCGCCGUUGACGUCAGCGGCGCUGCUACCCCAUGAGCAGGAACAGCUGCGGGUGGACCCCAUCCCAAUCUGCAGUUUCUGUCUCGGCACAAAAGAGUCCAACCGAGACAAACGUCCGGAGGAGCUGCUGUCCUGCGCCGACUGCGGGAGCAGCGGACAUCCCUCGUGUCUCAAGUUCUCCCCCGAGUUGACCUCCCGAGUGAAACGAUUACGGUGGCAAUGCAUCGAAUGCAAAACGUGCAGUUCCUGCCGAAUCCAAGGGAGAAAUGCGCACUUUGAAGGCGUCGCUGACACGUGUGGGCUCUUCCUACAGGACCAGAUGCUCUUCUGUGAUUGGUGCGACCGGGGCUUCCACAUGGAGUGCUGCGAGCCGCCCGUGUCCGCAAUGCCCAAAGGAACGUGGCAGUGCCAGGUCUGCAGGCCCAAGGAGAACGCAAAGAAGCUGCUGCACAGAAAAGCCGACGAGAUCAAACGGCGAUACGCCAAGCCCGUCGCCGCACGGCCCGCCAACAAGCUCACGCAACAAACGUGUCCGAGCAGUGGCGACGGUUCCACGGCGGCGCUCGGAGGAAGAGGCUCGCCCGGUAGGGGUGCCAAGUUUAGCGCGCGCACCUCAUCCCGUCAUGGCGCAUCUGCCAAGGACGCCGGAGUUCCGGACGCCGCCCGAUUCACCAUCCCGACUCCCACCUCCCCCUUCACCGCCGCCGUCGUCACUCCCCUCCUCACGCCCUCCUUCGCCACGCCACCUGCGCUCGGCGUUAACAAGAAAACCAAAGGGCUCAUCGACGGGCUUUCCAAAUUCUUCACCCCUUCCCCCGUGGGGCGUCGCUCGCGCGCCGCAGCCGGCGACUCGCCCGCCAGCAAACGCUUAGGCCCGACGGGCGAUGUGGCCGCAGCGGUCACCCCGCCGCUCGCCCCGCCGCUCGCCGCACCGGUCGCCGCCGGUCACCAGAUGGCCGCCCCGACGUCACCGGGAUUUAGCCCGCCCUCGCAGACGUCGGCCGGCUCCACGUCGGCAAACUCGCCCCAGAGCUCUUCCAGCCAGUCGAGCGUUCCCUCCCUGGGAAGCCUCUGCAGUAGCAGCCAGCUGAAGGGACUGUUUGACGGACUCUCGCACAUUUACGCCACUCAGGGACAGUCGCGGCAAAAGCGGCUGGCGUGCUACGCGCCGCCCAAACGCGCGCCGCAAAGGCAGGACUCUCCCCACGCGUCCCAGUGCCGCAGAAAGAACGAGUUUAGCCGAAAGCGGCUCGGCGCCACGUCCGCCGGGUCGGGCCGACCCGGAGGACACGCCUUUAAGUCGCUGGGCCAUUUCAAGCGCAACCCCUUCCUUAAAAAGCACAGGACGCUAGGCAGGCUGAGGUAUAAAGUGAGCCCCCCGAAGGGAGCCCCCCCCUCGCCAGACUUGACAGAGGCGAGAGUUAAGCCAGAGAGUAAUCAUGGCCACCAUGGGGAGCUGCGGGUGAGACAGGAAGCCCGCUCCGCCUCGGUGGCGGCCAUGUCCGGAGCGCACGUGACCCACGAGGACGCGGAGACCUUCGCCAGCGUCCGGCGCGUCGCCGCGCAGAGGACGGGAUGUCAAAUGAACGCGGACGCCACGCGACGCCCGGCCGUUAUCGAAUUUGGCAAGUACGAAGUGCAAACCUGGUAUUCGUCACCGUACCCGCCCGAAUAUUCCAGAUUACAAAAGCUUUACCUGUGCGAGUUCUGUCUGAAGUACAUGAGAAGCAAAAGCAUCCUCCAGAGGCACGCAAACAAGUGCGGCUGGUUCCACCCGCCGGCCAACGAGAUCUACCGAAAGGACUGCCUCUCCGUCUUUGAGGUUGACGGAAAUGUCAGCAAGCUGUUCUGCCAAAACCUCUGCCUGUUAGCCAAGCUCUUCCUGGAUCACAAAACCUUGUAUUACGACGUGGAGCCCUUCCUCUUCUACAUCCUCACCAAGAACGACCACAAGGGAUGUCAUUUGGUGGGCUACUUCUCCAAGGAAAAGCUUUGCCAGCAGAAAUACAACGUCUCCUGCAUCAUGAUCAUGCCUCAGUACCAGCGGCAAGGAUUCGGACGCUUCCUUAUUGAUUUCAGUUACCUUCUCACCAGGCAAGAAGGACAAGCGGGCUCCCCUGAGAAGCCGCUGUCAGACCUGGGUCGCUUAUCCUACCUGGCGUAUUGGAAAAGUGUCCUCCUGGAGUAUUUUUAUCGGCGGCCGGAUAAACACGUCAGCGUCAAAGGCAUAAGCAGGGCCACGGGGAUUUGUCCCCACGACAUUGCUGCCACUCUGCAGCACCUGGGCAUGAUUGACAGACGGGGCGGACGGGUGGUGCUGAUCCGAAAAGAAGGACUGAUCCACGGCCACAUGGAGAGGCUGCGGGCCGCCCCGCGUCGCCACCAGGUGGACCCAGACGCCCUGCGCUGGUCGCGCUCCGCCUCGCUCAGCGCCGUCCUCUCUGAGGAGGAGCGGGAGGCGGAGAUGGAUGCUGAGCGUUUGAAGGAGCAGGCCAGCUGCUGGCUGAAAGAGGAGCGAGGGAGCCUCGCCGCCGCCCCUCCCGCCCGCAGGCAGACGCUCACCAAGAUGCACUGCAAGGUGCCCUACAGGACGUACGAGCGGCGCCACGCUCCGUCGUGGAGCCGAAGCGCCCGGCCGCCGCCGAACCUCGGCCACCGCGACCGCAGAGAAGAAGCGGACGAAGACGUGGAUUCGGACGGCUCGCCGCCCGUCCUCCUGGACAAACGAAAGAGGAGCAAGAGGGGGCGCAAGCGGAAAAGAAUUAACAGCAGCGUCACAACCGAGACCAUCUCCGAGACGACCGAGGUCCUGAACGAGCCCUUCGACAACUCUGACGACGAGGGUCCCGUGGCGCGGUUGGAACAUGAACAAGAGGAGAUGGAGAGCAAGAGCCUGAUAGCACCUGUGAAACGGCGGAGAGGUCGACCGAGGCUCAAGGACAAGCCGCAGCAAGAUCUUCAACAAUGGAACAAAGAUGCCGACGUCCGCCCCAAGAGACCCGGCAGACCACGUCCCGUCAAGCGAAAGAAAGGCUGGCCCAAAGGAGUCAAACGAGGUCCUCCCAAGUGGCGCCUCAAGAACGAACGCAAAAUGGGCUUCAAGCUGAAUCUUCUUUACACGCCGCCCGAAACACCCACCGAAGCGGAGCGACACCUCAUCCAGGCCGAGGAGGAGCGGGGAGAAACCCACAGAGAGCUCCACGGCGGCAGGGCCCGGCCCGCUUUCGACUCCGAGCCCCCGAGCCCGGCCGAGCGGCGCUCGCCCGUCAGCGGGUCUCCCGGGAACGAGGACGGCGACGAUUCGCCGGAGCGCAGAGAUGACGAGCGGCAAGAUAGCGAGCACGAGCCGGACUCCCCGACCAAAGAUGUGGAUCGCAGCGCUGAAGUCGCCGCGUCGCCUGAUAAUCCCAAUGAGGAAGAGGAGGAGGAGGAGGAGGAGGAGGUGAUGGCCAGAACGGAGUUUGCGCUUAAAGAUGAAAACCAAGAGAAGACAACGCAGCCCGAGAGCAGCCACCUCGGGGCGUCGCAUGCUUCGAAGGAAACGCGUGAAUGUUUUUUAGCUCCCGAAGAAGUCGACGGGGACGUUGCGUCAAGUCGGCAAGAAGAUGACGCCAGCGUCCCCCCGGAAUGCAACCGGGAUGCAGAGGCGCAAACCAAAGAAAUGUCGCCGCUCCCUCCGGCCCAAGCGGCAGCUGUGGAUUGUGAGUCUGAAGAGGAAAGCCCGCCCAGUCCUCCACAGGGGCACCCGCUGCCGCCUCCGCCCGCCAAGAGGCCGCCCAUCAGUCCCGCGCUCAGGGACGGCCCCCCGAUCUGCACAGAGAUAGACUCGGAGACGGCGCGAGCCGUGCGGUCACUGACGAGGGAGAGCGAGCGCGACGUGGCCUUCCAGGACUGCGUGGAGAGCCAGGACGCCCGCAGGAAGGCACGCAGCUACGCUGCCGUCACCCCUUUGGAAGACUGCCCGCAGUCGGAGCUCAGCAGCCCGCUUUCCUCGGCGCACUCCCAUCCAAGCCAGUCGGUGCGCUCCGUCAGCAGCCCGGCCGUGUCCAUCCUGGAGGUGGGGGGCUACGCGCAGAUCAGCCCCGACCACAGCGCCAUCUCGGUGCCCUCCAUCCAUAACUUGGAGACGAGUCCCAUGAUGGACGUGCCCUCCGUGUCGGACCACUCGCAGCAAGUGGUGGACAGCGGCUUCAGCGACCUGGGCAGCAUCGAGAGCACCACCGAGAACUACGAAAACCCCAGCAGCUACGACUCCACCAUGGGGGGUAGCGUUUGCGGGGCCGGCCCCCCCCAGGGCGCCUGCCCCUACGGCGGCAUGCCGCCCGCCGGGCUGGCCCAGAGCAGCUGCGCCGUCAGCCAGCAAAUCAACCCCGGCGCCUGCGGCAUGCUUCCGCAGAACAGCCUGAGCUCUCCGCCUCACUGCAACGUCAAGUCGCCGCAGGGCUGUGUGGCGGCAGCAGCGACCGAGCGGCCCCCCAGCGUCGGCCAACGCGGCGGCCCGCACGGCCAGCAGCACGCCAGGCACGGCCCCCACAAUCAGCACAAUCAACACAACCAGCAUAGUCACCACCACAAUCAGCACCUGCAGCACAAUCAGCUCAGCCAGCACAAUCAGCAUGCCGCCGCGCACAACUUCCACAAUCAGCAUGUCUCGCAGGACGCCGCCGCCCAGUGCGCCAUCCCCGCCAACUUUGCCGCCGCCGUGCAGCUGCCCGACAUCCCCGAGACGGGCAACCCCAACUUGGCCCUCUACGAGCGGAUCAACCACCAGGGCGAGUACGCCGGCGGCCACUACGUGCAGUCGUCGGGUCUCAGCCUGGCAAAGCUGCAGCAGUUCACCAACACCUUCAUGGAGCACCCCCGCUCGCUAGCCUUCAACCACUCGCCCUCGCACCCCAUCACGUCCUACGCCAACAGCCCCUCGCUUUCCGCGCAGCACUCCGGGCUGGUGUCCCUGUCGCAGAGCUCGCACCGCCAUCCCAACCCCCAGGUGCAGGCGGCCAUGACGCCACCGCCGCCGCCACCGGCCGUGAUGCUCCAGCGCAACGUGGGCGUGCCGCCGGCGCAACGCAUCCAGCCGCAGAUGGCGGCCAAGAGUCACGGCUCGGCGCGCUCCAAGUCGGCGCCGCUCUCGCACCAUCACCACCCUCACCACCCCCACCACAACCACCACCACCAGCAGCAGCAGCACCACCACCACCAGCAGCAGCAGAUGUACGCGCGGCAGCCCCAGGGCGUGGCCAUGCAAGCGCCGGCCCGCACGCUGGCGGCCAUGCCGCGGGUCAACAUGAGCGUCAACAUCAUGCCGGCGCCCGCCUACAACUCCAUGAACAUGGCGCCGCUCAACGCCAUGAACGGCUACGGUAUGAGCCAGCCCAUGAUGAACAGCGGCUACCACGGCGGCCACGCCGCCGCCGCCGCCGCCUACAUGAACCAGUCGCCCCAGUACUCUAUGCAGAUGGGCAUGAUGGGAACGCAGCCAUACGCCCAGCAGUCCGUGGCGGCGCCGCCGCACGGCAACAUGAUGUACAGUCCGGCCGGUCACCACGGCUACAUGAACCCGGCCGUGUCCAAGCAAUCGUUGAAAGGGCCUUUCAUCAGGCGGUAACCUGCCGCCUCCCGGCUUUAGAUGCACUGAGUUGGCCUUUGUUCUUCUUCGUCUUUGCGCAAAAAUGAAGUGUUGGCCCUUCGGGUGACGUUUCAGGAUGAACCCAAAGUACACCCAACUUGACCCUCUAGAAACUUUUCAAUAGAGAGACAACCCCACUUUAAAAUGCAAAUUUCAGAAUUUUCUGAGGCGUUUCUGCUCAGAUCUUGACUUCCUUGAUUAUUAACAUCAUCCUGAGAUUUCACCCCAAAGCACAUAUUCUUCAUUUUUGUGACUGGUCUAUAUAAAUAUAUGGAUUUUUUUUCUUUCUUUGCUCUUUAAAGACAAAAACCAGCAGCAGCACUUGGAAAGAAUGCAAAUAUUUUCAUUCACGUGUUUAAAAAAAAAAAAGAAAAGAAAAAAGUAUUUUUGUUCCUCCAAGAUGGGAAGCCUUACGACACGACACGGUGAUGUUGAAGACGAAAUGAAAUUCUAUUUAAUUCGCGGCAGGUUCCGAGGCUCUGAGGUCAGCUUUCCGUCGCCGCGUAGCAGCCUCCCACGGAAGCCAUUUUUCAUGUGCCUGCUCACGAGUGGAACCUGUUGAGUGUGUUAACUGUCCAACAGUGCAAAACACACGCAAGACCGUUUAGUUUGUACCAUAGUCGCGCCUUUGUAUAUUUAAAUUAUUGUACCUAUUUUUGUUUUUUGUAAAGUGGCAAACCUUAGCAUGCUUGGGUCUCUCCUUUAGUGACAGUGCAUUGAGUAGUACUGUACAAGUGUCGUGCUUAACAAAUAGCAAGCCAUUUUCAACAUGCCGAGCCUUUUAUUAGGUAAAAAAAUGAAAUUCUAUUUUGUUAAUGCUAAUAAUGUAAAAAAAAUGAAAAGAAGAAAAAAAAAAAACAUGUCAAACUUUUAGCCUCGUUUUCAGUUGCGCUUUGAGAGGUUUUAUUGCUCUACGUAUGUAUAAUUCUCAAGUCUUUUUGUAACAACUCCUCCAGGCAGCUUUCUGUUUAAUAAAGCAAGACGGAUUUCUGUCCCCAUACGUGA